CAAGGUGGGAGAAGUACUUCUGUAUUACUGUUACUGUGAGGUGAAGGAUCCCCAGAAACUCUGUGCGUGGCAGAAGGCGCUCUGCCAGCAUCUGCACCUCACUGGCAAGAUACGAGUUGCUUCAGAGGGGAUUAAUGGGACAGUUGGAGGAAGCACAGCAGCUACCAAGCUCUACGUUGAAGUUAUGCUUUCCCAGCCUCUGUUCAAAGACGUUUUGUGUCAGGAGGAUUUCAAGAGCAGUGCCGGAGGAGCUCACUGUUUCCCAGACCUUCGAGUUGGAGUAUUCAAAGAAAUUGUACCUAUGGGCAUUGAUCCAGCAACGGUGUCUUACAAAGAAACGGGAAUCCAUUUAUCCCCUCAGGAAUUUCACAGAGAAGUAGAACAGUAUUUGUCUCAGGCCAGCCAAGGAGAGAGCGAUACCAUCCUGCUGGACUGCAGGAACUUCUACGAAAGUAAAAUAGGACGUUUCCAGGGCUGUCUGGCCCCAGAUAUCAGGAAGUUCAGCUAUUUUCCCAGCUACGUCGAUGAAAACCUGGAGAUUUUUAAAGACAAGCGUGUCCUCAUGUACUGCACGGGGGGGAUUCGCUGUGAACGGGGCUCGGCCUACCUACGGAGCAAGGCUGCCUGCAGAGAGGUUUACCAGCUGAAAGGUGGAAUUCACAAGUACCUGGAAGAGUUUCCAGAUGGAUUCUACAGGGGGAAGCUGUUUGUGUUUGACGAUCGCUACGCCAUUUGUUCCAAUGCAGACAUCGUCUCAGCGUGCAGGUACUGUGGGACGCUGUGGGACCAGUAUAAACUUUGUUCCAGCCAGCACUGCCGGCAGCUUGUCCUGACGUGUCCAGGGUGUCGCAACAAAGGUCUUACAGCUUGCUGUCCUGUUUGUCAGGAGAAGGAGCUCACGGUGAUGUCACGGGCUUCCGGACAGGCACUUAAGGAGGAAUGUGAGUGUACAAAGAGACGGCCAAGGGUGCCUGUUGAACAGCUCUCGCACCGGGCGCUGGACGCAGGGAAAGAUUAA
Molecule: messenger RNA, 1018 nt
Organism: Eurypyga helias (sunbittern)
Lineage: Eukaryota; Metazoa; Chordata; Aves; Eurypygiformes; Eurypygidae
Gene: TSTD2
Product: thiosulfate sulfurtransferase (rhodanese)-like domain containing 2
Exons: 7
Source: RefSeq, a predicted model, not a curated record